Molecule: messenger RNA, 1235 nt
Organism: Anarrhichthys ocellatus (wolf-eel)
Lineage: Eukaryota; Metazoa; Chordata; Actinopteri; Perciformes; Anarhichadidae
Product: keratin-3, type I cytoskeletal 51 kDa-like
Exons: 4
Source: RefSeq, a predicted model, not a curated record
GCGUCCUCUCUGAUGACCAAUCCUCAGGUUCAGCAGCUGAUGUCGGGAAUGAUGUCAGGAUCAUAUGGCGGGAUGCCAGGUGGAGCAGGUGGAGGACUAGGAGGACUAGGCGGGAUGCCAGGUGGAGGACUAGGCGGAGGACUAGGCGGAGGACUAGGAGGACUAGGCGGAGGGCAAGGAGGAGGACUAGGCGGAGGGCAAGGAGGAGGACUAGGCGGAGGACUAGGAGGACAAGGAGGAGGACAAGGAGGAACUGCAGCGCCCCCAGGAGCUGCUGCUGGAACCGGAGAUUUAUCGGGACUGAUCCAGGCGGGUCAGCAGUUUGCUCAGCAGAUGCAGCAGCAGAACCCCGAACUCAUCGAACAGCUGAGGAGUCAAAUCCGCAACCGAACGCCCAGCGCUGGAAGCGAGGAUCAGCCAUGACACUCAGAUAAAGUUGGACAGGUUUGCUUGUGGAUGAAAAGCUGAUAUGGAUCAUUUAUAACUCGAAGGACUAAAAGGAAGUUUUUGUUUUUUUGUUUCCCCCCCCAUCACUGAAUAAUUCCUGCACGAGAGAACGAGGAGCUCCAACCGCUUCAUUCAGGAGCCACGUCACCAAAAACCACCCACUUCCCUCAGCUCUGUGUGGUUUUUAUGAAGAACAUUUAACACUGUGGUAUCAAACACAGAUUAAUUCUAAUAAAGAAAUAAUGCUCUAAUGGGAACAUGGAUAUUAAAACAACAGAGUUUAAUACCAAAAGCUUGAAAUUUCUUCUUAAAACUACACAGUGUAACUUUAUAUGUUUUGUCUAGUACCCUGCUUAUUGGUGGAUCUGAGUGAGUGGGUGGGUGUGUGUGAGUGAGAGUGUCAGGGUUAAUUUAGUGUGUGUGGCAGGUUGAGUUGUAAGGAGACUGCAGGGAGGCAGAGAGCUGUUGAAAACACAGUUUCGACAAUUAAAAAGAGCAUUUCAACAUUUUACACUCUCCUCCAGUCUGACGUCUGAUGAUUCACUUUGGAACCAUUUUGUUUUCCCGAUCAGCAGCCUCACAGAAAAACGGUUCCACUGACUUAGAGGUGUAAACUCACACUGACGUGUUUAAGCUUGGCUCAAAGUAAACGAUGAAAUAGCCCAACAGUGUUCCUAACUCCCAUGCAAGUGGUCCCCAACCUGUUUUCCUUGCGACUCCUUAUACAGUGGGUAUGGAAAGUAUUCAGACCCCUUUAAAUUUUUCACUCUUUGUUUCAUUGCAGCCAU